Molecule: messenger RNA, 1045 nt
Organism: Ornithorhynchus anatinus (platypus)
Lineage: Eukaryota; Metazoa; Chordata; Mammalia; Monotremata; Ornithorhynchidae
Gene: TNNC1
Product: troponin C1, slow skeletal and cardiac type
Exons: 6
Coding region: 1-486 (161 amino acids)
Cellular component (GO): myosin II complex
Molecular function (GO): calcium ion binding
Source: RefSeq, a predicted model, not a curated record
AUGGAUGACAUCUACAAGGCAGCGGUGGAGCAGCUGACAGAGGAGCAGAAAAACGAGUUCAAAGCUGCCUUUGACAUCUUUGUGCUGGGCGCGGAAGAUGGCUGCAUCAGUACCAAGGAGCUGGGGAAGGUGAUGCGGAUGCUGGGGCAGAACCCCACCCCCGAGGAGCUCCAGGAGAUGAUCGACGAGGUGGACGAGGACGGCAGUGGCACUGUGGACUUUGAUGAGUUCCUGGUCAUGAUGGUUCGGUGCAUGAAGGAUGACAGCAAAGGGAAGUCUGAGGAGGAGCUGUCCGAUCUGUUUCGCAUGUUUGAUAAGAAUGCAGAUGGCUACAUCGACCUAGAAGAGCUGAAGAUGAUGCUGCAAGCUACAGGCGAGACCAUCACUGAGGAUGACAUAGAGGAGCUGAUGAAGGAUGGGGACAAGAACAAUGAUGGCAGGAUUGAUUAUGAUGAGUUUCUGGAAUUCAUGAAAGGUGUGGAGUAAGCACUGCAGCUUGGAUGGAGCCAGAUGGCCUUCCUCCUCAUCCUUUCCUCACCCAGCCCCCAGCCCAAACCCUACUCGCUUCCUGCAGGCCAACGGAGGGGUGGCCAGGGUGGGUCGGGGGCACGGACUGGGCAGCACGGCAACUCCUCUGCAGUUAAUGUCCGAGGAGCACCUACCCAGUUCAGGGGACCUGCCAUUCUGUCCCCGUCUGAGGUGUAGGCGGGCCCUCGCUGGAAAGCGUUGGAGGAAAGGACAACUCAACAGAUCCAAGAAACUUCUCUGCUCUCCAGCUCUGCGACCUGAGCCUGAUAAGGGCAGAGCCCUCAAUCUCCGAUCCCCUCUUCCUGACCCUCUGAGUCUGACUCCCUAAGGAGAACAGUCCCCAGACCCUCACACUAUGGUUGGCAAUUUUAGUCCUGUCAGAACACUAAGCAACCCCUUCUCCCUGCCUAACCUGCUCUCUCUCCCCCUCCUCUGCCCUCCUGCCACACCCCACAUAGGAGCCCGGGUUAGAGGAAUAGGAUCCCUUGGGAAAGGCAAAUAAAAUGGUUUGCAAGAG